AUGAAUACAAAUCCCGUUAAUCCCGCUGUUUCAUCUGCAUCCAAGUCGGACACCGGGGUCAGCCUUGCUUCAUCUACGUCAAGUGCGGGCAAGAGUUCGGCCUCUUCCAAGUCGAUCACAGUCGACACCUCGAACCUCGACUGGUUCUUCAAUUACAAGGGACCAGCUGCCAAAGAGAAGAAGAAAAAGGUAUGUUUCGGCUGGAUAUGCCUCCGGUUUGAGCAUCUCACGCUCCGCUCCCGUCUGCCUAGCCCGCCCCACCGGCUGUGCCGCUGGUGGACCCCAAUCUGCGUCCCGGUAUCGAGCAGUCACUUCGACGACAUCGGGUUCAUCCAGACGAAGGUUCAUCGACUCGUACAGCGCAAAGGCUUGGCGGUCGACCGCUUUCUAACAGUCUCACAAACGAUUGACAUGAUCGGGCCGCUCGACCACUACUUCUCUCGGAAGGCCCAAGCUGGCAACGCCCAAGCCGGCAAGUUUGAUGACCUCGCAAUACCCCGUGUCGACCUCACUGUGCUGAUAACAGGGUCCUUUGGCCGUUCUCUCGAACCAGGACCCGGUCCUAAUACUCUGGCGACUCGAGGAAAGCAUGCACACGGUGGAGGGACGGCGUCUAUCAAUGUCAGGCGGCAAACUGCACCUGUGAUCACGGUCAAACCGUCCAAAGAUGCCAAGAUCGAGAAGUACGAAGGAAGAUCUCGGCAAAGAGACUGCAUCAAAGCUCAGAUUCGAAUGAUUCAGGAGCCCAGGACCUCACCGGCGCAGAUGGAAAUGAUCAAUAGGCUGGGAGGCGAGGACGGCUAUCUCUCAACUCUAGACAAGUUCAAAGACUGGCCGGUCGGUAGACGACUCAUAGCCAUACUCCUCAGGGAUGGGGAACUAUCGCAGGAUACAGUCUUUCGAGAGCGCGGGGAACACCCGUUUGACGCGCGAACGCCGGGUCACCCCCUUCGUGACCGCAUCGGGAUCUACGUGCACAUCACGACAGUGCGAAACGUUCUCACCGGGGAGUAUGUGACCUUUUUCUACGUCGGGAGUGCGCAAGCUGGAGUUCUCAACCCUGGCGACGAUGUGGUUCGGUUUGCGACGCGUAUGAACGAUUACUUUGCGGUGGACAAGGCAUGGGCUCGGGGAGAUGCCGAAAAGUUUCUCAAGAUCAGGAAUGGCUGCAGGAACCACGGUCGCCAGCAUUGGCCAGCAAAGACCCCCAAGCAACGCAGUGCAGCCGAAAAAGCGGCGGUCGAAUCUGGCCAAACGCCAAGCGAGUACGAUGGCGAUGACUGGGAGUUUGUCCGUACGACUUGGUUCAAGGCCUUGUCAUGGGACUUGGUCGAGCAUUUCACCAUGAUCGCCCGCGGGGACGAGAAAUUGGGCCGGGCUCUAUUGGCAUACUGGAUGCAGUUCAAAGACCGGGAGUGUUUUCAGGACCUUCCGAUCCUUUCCGAUGCCUUGACUCACCUCCUCGAAGGGCACGUCUCCUUGAUGGUCUCGACGGUCGGGACUUCGGUCAAGUUUCCCGGAGAUUCGCAUGCUCGAGAGGUCGCACAACACGCUCAAGUCAAGGCCGAUUUCCCGGACGUCUGGGUAGAACCUCCGCACAACUACCGAUUUGUCGGAUCGAACAUGAAGUUUACCGCUUUUGAGCGGGACAUGCCUCAUCCCAACAUGACCUUGCAAGCCUACCAGAAAAAGGUCGCAGCCAUCAACCGGGUACCUAAAAGCCUAAAAGAGCUGGAAGCCUUGGUGACCAGUGGCUACAAGCCGAUACCCGUCAACCGGGUCGAUAAAAUGGCACUCGGGCUGACCGGGGUGGGAAUCGACCGGGGCGUCAAAGACGCUGCGAAACAGAUCUUGGCCAUGUUGAAGCGAGUCUGUCUUGCCCUUGGUCGGAGCCAGAACGUACCUCUCGAGAAACGCCAUGUACUGCUGCAACCCGGCAAAUGGCACUUCUGGAGAGACGCCCUGAAGCAGUUCCGAAAAUACCCUCUGCCAAUCUCCGAAUCGGACGCGCCGUCGUAUAACAAGAACGAUGGAGCAAUCGAACCGGCCGAGACCGUAGUCCGCAUCGACAAGAAAGAGGAUAAGCACCUGGUCCAAGCGACCCACUGGUCCGCCCACAUUCAUCACCUCGACGAGUACGCUCUUCCGAUGGGCACAGGUACAGACGUCUCUGUGACGAUCUGGCAGGGGAAAAAGGAACUCGACACGAUCAGGCGCAACCUCGGAGACAUUGACGUCGGUUCACGCUGGACCUUGCUCUCUGACGUUGUCUCGACGCUUCGUACCGUCAUCAUGGUGUGCAAGCUGUCCGCAAUCGAAUUGCCAGCCUUCUUUCUGACCAAACCCCGGGUCGACCAGGAGGCACAGGUCUCGUACGCACUCAACGCAUCGGCCAUAGCUGAAAGGCCGUUUGACCGCGGCAUGUCUGAAAGAGGAGCCGAGCUAGUUCGUCACAACUUGAAAUCACUCACCCGAUCAAACCCUGCACCGUGGCUGGAGCCUAUCACGCGGCCCGUGUCUCAAUACACCGCGUUCGGCAAUCCUCCGCAAAAUUUGCCUCACAAUGUCGAGCGGCCCGACACCUUUGUCAACGUGCGAAAUGGGUACCUCGUCUUGCCUCGCCUCCCGCCCGCCGGUUUCAUGCGCGUCAAGAACAAGGCGUACUCGUAUCAUCAGUCAUUGAUGGCGGGCGGGGUGUAUCCCCAUGGCGACCAAUGGACCACUCCGGUGGCUAUUUCCAGUUGGGAACACGAUAUCCGCCGCGCCACCAGGCUACCUGGAGGUUUACAUCUGCUGAGACAUGCCCCGGCCGCCGGCGACGUGCUCUGGACCAUCCUGCUCGAUGAAGUCUUUGUAGACGAGCAAGACCACCCAUCCAUGUUUAGAGCGCUCGAGAAUAUGAUCGACGAGGUCGGUCAGACAAACAAGCGCGCGCACCAGAUAUUCGGUACUCGUCAACUCGCCUUGGUAGCGUGGCCGAUCCAUCAGCCGGAAGGGCCGGUAGAAGCGCGUUUCCCAAAGGUCAAGGACGAGAUGGUUGUCGACCCCCAGCCAAAGGAACCAGGGACGUCCCUCAAGCUCGAGACCCACGCCGGUUCCAAGGAGGAGGAGGUCAGGCAAGAACGCGUCUUGUUUGUCCGGCAGUGCGACAAGGAGGCCCUGGACUCUUGCGAGGUCCAGACGUUCACCCGGUUGACUUUUCAGUACCAACCGGUCGAAUUGGCGGAGCGACCAGUCAUAGCUUCGUACGGCACCACUGCGGAGCGCAUCGGGUUCCUCCUGUCGGAAUUGUCUGUUAACCAAGACCACGCAUCGUUCCUGCUUCAGACGUUGCAGUCCGAGGCGGCCAUGACGUACAACCUUGUCGACCUCAAAUGGAUCGCCACGUGGGAAUCCCUCAUCAGUAAUCUCGUUGCCAAACAUCCCCAGCCGGAGGAUGCCAUCCGACUGAUCUGCCAGUUGGCGACUUCCCCCAAGCGGGCCGCUCAGAACUUGAUCGCUGCGAUCUUGCAGCUUUUCGCAUCGGACAGACUUCGCAACAACAGCAUAUCGGCGACAACAAAGCUCAAAUACCUUAGGGGUUAG
Filobasidium floriforme is the source of this 3585-nucleotide messenger RNA. RefSeq lists its product as uncharacterized. NCBI's taxonomy places the organism in Eukaryota, Fungi, Basidiomycota, Tremellomycetes, Filobasidiales, Filobasidiaceae. Bases 1 to 3585 code for a protein of 1194 amino acids. The transcript is spliced from 10 exons. The record is from RefSeq and is a predicted model, not a curated record.